Messenger RNA from Zeugodacus cucurbitae (melon fly), 1006 nucleotides. Its product is annotated as proteasome subunit beta type-3-like. Gene Ontology annotation, cellular component: proteasome core complex. The transcript has 2 exons. The record is from RefSeq and is a predicted model, not a curated record. NCBI's taxonomy places the organism in Eukaryota, Metazoa, Arthropoda, Insecta, Diptera, Tephritidae. The coding region runs from base 150 to 875 and encodes 241 amino acids.
AACACCGAAACAUCAAAAAAAAAAAUAAUAAAAUUGAACGUAAGGCCUCUAUUUACUUUUUGCACUGGUAUUUUUUACAAAAUAUUAGUCAUCCUUUGAAGUUUAGACAAUCUUUGCAACGUUGAAAUCGUAAUUACAUUUUAAUAAAAAUGGGAGAAGAUUUGAAAAUCAGCGAACAGUUACCUAUGUGCCAGAUUGCAGUGUGUUGUGAUAAUGGCUUAGUGAUUGCCGGCUCUUUGUACAGCAGGGGUGGAGAAAAAUUUAAACACAUGAAUGGUGAUUUGCAUCUUAUAAGUUCACGAACUUUUCUAGGCCUAUGUGGUAAUGAAGGCGAUUGUAGUCGCCUAUUAGAACACGUUAAAUUGCGUAAAGAGUUGUAUGAAAAUAAUGAAAACCGUGAAAUGGUACCGGAGGUUAUUGCUAUUGUGAUAUCUAAUUUUUUAUAUGAACACCGCUUUGGUUCCUACAGUGUGGAAGCAAUGAUUGUAAGUUUGCAUCCUAAGACAUCAAAACCCUACAUUUGCAAUAUUGAUCCAAUUGGUGGUAUAAAUGUAAGAAAUGACUUCGUAGCUAUUGGAGGUUUGAAUGAAAUGGAUAGAAACUAUCUCAGCACAAUUCAUCGGGAAGAGAACGAUAUAGUGAAGGCUUUUUCAGAAGCUGUAAUUUCUUGUGAACGAGAAAUAAUUAAGAAGAAUUUAGCAACACUGAAAUAUAAUAAAAAUGAUGUUCUCGCUGAAAACAUUAAAGCAAUGCGUUAUGGCGUAUCUUUAAUUAUUAUUGAAAGUAAUGGAAUUAAAAAAAAGGAUACAUAUGAGAAAAUCGAAAGUGUUCGUAGUAACUCUAGGGAUCCACGCAAUAGAGGAUCAAAUGAAUAAAUAUUAUUAAGAAAAAGAUAACAAAAUUUAUUCGCCACUUUAUAUGUUCUUGUAUUUGUUUGUAUUAUUCUUUAACUUAUUUUAUUGUUCAGUCAUCAUUAAAUUGUAUACUUUUUAUCGCCAUUGCUAAA